Molecule: messenger RNA, 3479 nt
Organism: Vollenhovia emeryi
Lineage: Eukaryota; Metazoa; Arthropoda; Insecta; Hymenoptera; Formicidae
Gene: dysf
Product: neuronal PAS domain-containing protein 4
Exons: 8
Coding region: 139-2229 (696 amino acids)
Biological process (GO): regulation of transcription by RNA polymerase II
Molecular function (GO): DNA-binding transcription factor activity, RNA polymerase II-specific; protein dimerization activity; RNA polymerase II transcription regulatory region sequence-specific DNA binding
Source: RefSeq, a predicted model, not a curated record
ACGUGUUCAGUGUAGUUGCGCGUUAUGACCCGGAUGUUAGAUCGUAGCCGCAGUUUCGCGAGAACCUGCCGACCCGGAUGUCCUCCCGCUCGUUGUCCACCAGUGACCGACCACUGAUGUCUUCCUGGCCACCGAAAUAUGUUCAAUCGGAUAGAUGCGAGCAAGUCUACGAAAGGCGCCAGCAAACUUCGAAGGGACCUGAUAAACGCCGAAAUCGCGAAUCUACGUGACUUACUGCCAUUACCGCCCUCGACACGCCAGAGGCUUUCCCAGCUGCAGCUUAUGGCCUUGGUCUGCGUGUUCCUGCGAAAAGCCAACUACUUUCAGCAAGCGUUGAAAAACUGCCCGUCCGAGUCUUCGAAUAUUCCAACACCCAAUAUAGGAUUUUCAAAAGCGAUGUCCGGUUUCAUUAUGAUGAUGACGCAGCAAGGAAAAUUGUUAUACAUAUCAGAAAAUGCGGCAGAUUAUCUCGGGCAUUCUAUGGUACAGUACUCUCAAAAAUGUAACCCAGACAAUAGUCUUCCUAAGUGUAGCAUUAUCUUCGGAACGAAUUGUGAUAAGGCGAAAGAUUUUCAGGAGGAUUUGCUCAUUCACGGCGACAGUGUGUACGACGUGAUCGACAAGCAGGAUCACAUGGUCGUGCAAAAUCAGCUAUCCCGAAACAGUCCCAUUCCCAGCGACAGGAGAUUGUUUCUGUGCCGAAUCAACGUGUCGAGAAAUUCUCGGAGGCAGCUGCGAUUCGGCGAUCAGAAGGUAAUCCUCGUGGAGGGUCACUUCCUGCCCUUCGUUCCCGUUUGCAAUCGCAACGAGUUCGUUUUCCUGGCGUCGUGCACCCCGGUGGUCCUGCCGGAGACCCGGGAGAGCAUCGUUCAGGGCGCGACGCAUAUCUUCACCACGAUUCACUCGAUGGACAUGAAAUACCUGCAUAUCGAUAAAACCGCGGAAAGUCAUCUGGAGUACACGCGCGCCGAGUUGGUCAACGUAUCGUGGUACAAUCUACUUCAUUGGGACUCCAUAAGAACCGCCUAUUGCAAACAUCAAACGGUCAUCCAAUCCGAUCAGGAGCGAUCCACCACCGCUUUACUGAAGCUACAAAGCCGCUCCGGGAGGUGGUUCUGGGUCCAUUGCGUGCUGCAGGUCAAGGACACCUCCGACGAGUGUCAGCAUCCCAUAAUCGUUUGCACGAAUCAAGUACUCACCGAUAGGGAGGCAGAAGUGAUGCGCUCCAGUUCAUGGCUGUACCAGUACUCGUCUCAAACCAAGUUCACCUACGGACUCUGCCCCAGCGGUCAAGGUCGCGGUACCGUUUAUCCCUCCGCAGGACCUACUAAUCAAGCCCAGGAAUACGUUCGGACAUACUCCAACGACACCGAAGCCCAGCUCUCGCCGUCGCUUCACUCGGACCGAUCCGAGACGGAGUCGCAUGGCGGCUCGAAGAUCGCGCAGUCGACGGAUUAUCCCAACAGGCGGCUUCUGCGGGACGACGCGGAGCCAGUGGACAUGUCGAUAAGCGGCGCGGAGCAGCACGAGGGCAGGGGCGUCCAGAGCACGAUCUCUGAUCAUCAGCAGCACGUCCUGGACGACGCGGUUCGGUACCAUCACAAGCAGUACCACAAGAACUCGUUACAUCUGGCCGGCUAUCGGGCCAAGUUCGCGCAGUGCCACGGCACGCAAUACGCCAGCGGCUGCGCGGACGUGCUGUCGGUCCCCGGCACCAAGUAUUAUCUUACCGACCUCGACCGGGACUAUUGCUGCGGUGCGGAACGGAGCGCCCUGUUGGUGCACAAGCGGCUACCGACAAAGGCGUUGCUCGCGCCGCCGCCACCCUCGGUGGUCACCGCAGCGACGGAACCGCCGCAGCCUGACACCACUCCCUUGGAGAACUGGGGCACGGCGUGGUCGGACGCGUUGCAGAGGGUGCCAGACGUGGUACACCAGGAACUGAGCCCGUACAUCACCACGCCGACCACGCCAGUCAACACGCCCGACUCGGACACGCUCGGACACCCGGAGGCGCCUAUCUUCAACUUCGACUGGGCCGGCACCGAGCAGCACGUGCCAAACCUGAAGAUCACCUUCCACCGCACCAGCGCCGCGAUCACCACCACCGGCCAUCCUGCCGUCCAGCCUAGGAAGCAACAUCAGGACGCGGUGCAGCCCAUCACGCUACAGUUACCACGUAGGAAGGGACAGUCUACGGAAAAUGACAGCAAGGACUUCCCGAAAUGAAUUAGGAAAUACGUAUACAAGUCCGAGGGAAGGUGGCCAUACAGUAAGAGUUUAGGGGACAGUAAAAAGAGUACAAGAGAGUAGGGAAAGCCUAUAGUUUUCCACCUACAGCUAUCUUUAAUAGUUAAAGUAUAGAAAAAACGUCGGAUACCAGUUAGUUCGUUAAUAAAAAAAAAUUAUGUAAGGAUCUAGGAGACAUUAGAGACGAAAGUAGGGACUAGCACUUAUGAAUCAAUUGGGAAUGUGUGAAUGUGUGCGUCAAGAGAAUCUAAGGCGAGCACAAAAGGGGUAUUCGGACAGUGUUGUACUUACAUACGUCUCUUUGUCACAGACAACGGAGUAUAUUCUUCCAAAUUCUAUCAGUAUCGCGUUACACAAUUUUCUACACGCUCGUUCGUCUCUUUUCUCUCUCUCUCUCUCCCCCUCUUUUUCUUUUUUUUUCUUCUUUUAUCUUCACGUCUCUGUCUCUUUGGCAUCUUAUACGUUACUCUCGAAUCGUAAAUUCUUCAUUAAUAUAAAACACGUAUAUAAACAUAGACUGAUUACAUCGGUGUUUACAAUAAUCUACGAUUAAAAAAAGUCGUACAUCAUUUCGUUUAUCUCCGGUAUACGCUUUUAUGCGAGAACAUUCGUUUUGAGAUAAAUAGCACGCAUCGUACGCGUAUAUUCCAAGUGUAUAUAUAUUUAUAUUAUAUAUAUUACAUAUAUAAUGUUGUGCAUAUUAUAUAUCUAAUAUAUAUAUUACAUAUAUUAUAUAUAUAACUAUGUAUGAAUGUGCAGUGUCGUAAGAGGGUACCCAGGUACAUGCGCUAUAUAUGUUUGAGAUUUCCUUUGAAAAUACCUAAAUCUUACGUUUAACACACGAUCGUGAAAUAUAUUCGCUUUGUACAUUUCAACGCAUUCGAGGGAACGCAUGAAGAAGAGUGUCUCUUUUUCUUUGGCGUAACGUGCGCGUUGCGCGUUACAUUACGUCUCGACGUCAUGUACUACGAAGGAAACAGGUAAAUAAAGAGAGGCAGUUAAUCGUUUAUAGCAGUAGCAGCAGCUUCAAUCAGGUUUCCGUCCACAGUCGUGUUUUAGCAUUAUUAUCCGACGUUAUCGACACCUCGAUCGGAGGUCCAACACCGGCCAGAGGUCGACCGUGCGUAAGCGACCACGCGCAAUUUAAUCGCGACUAACACGCCCUUUGUUACGUCUUACGUUUACGGAUCUUUUAUAAUAAAUAUCGAAAUAAAUAUAUCCUGCAGAGU